AUGGAACGAUUCACCUUCCUUGAUAUCCUACGAAUCCUUAGCGGAAUCCUCCUUAUCAACGCCGUGCUAUCGUACUGGAUCACUUCCUCCACCACCUGGGGCUAUGACGGUAAAUACAUAAACCCUCGCUAUUAUUGGUUCCAAUUAGGAGGACAGGUUAACUUGACAUUGGCCGAAUUGUCUCAUUACGAUGGUACUGACAAUCGUCCUAUUUAUGUCGCUAUUAAUGGGUCUGUUUAUGAUGUGACACUGGCUAGACAUAUCUAUGGACCUAAGGGGCCCUAUAGAUUCUUCAGUGGUAAGGAUGCGGCACGAGCUUUCGUUACGGGGUGUUUCAAUAAGCCCGAUGAGUUUACUUAUGAUUUGAGAGGCCUUGACCCUGAAGAGGCUCGGGCCGAUGUGAGGAAAUGGCAGGAGUUCUUUGGUGGUAAUGCGAAGUACUGGUACGUUGGGGUGGUACAGCAUGAAGAGAUUACGGGAGAUGUACCGGGAGAGUGUGAACAUAUGAAGUUUCCUUUCUAG
Messenger RNA from Yamadazyma jaroonii, 522 nucleotides. NCBI's taxonomy places the organism in Eukaryota, Fungi, Ascomycota, Pichiomycetes, Serinales, Debaryomycetaceae. The record is from the annotation of a GenBank genome assembly.